CCUCCCCUGCGUGGUUUUGGCACCCAAGGCAAAGCACAACGCUCACUCCAAGCAUUUGGAGUGCCAUGGCCAUGGAGCUAGCAAGUGGUCCACCCGCAGCUGCGCCCUUUGGGCGCACGGUUCCGCUGAGGUGUGCCCGAUCUACUCGCAGACUAGAGGGAUGCCGGGUUCAGACCACAAGCGUUGUGGCAGUGGCGCUGGCUUACCAGUCACGGCAGCGUCGGCUCCGGGCGCGCGUGGAGAGAGCUCAGGCCUCUCCCAGGGACGUGUCUCUGGUGGAGGAUAUCUCAGGGGAGGAAGUUGAGGCUGAGGCUGAUGAAGAUCUUCCAACAGAGCUGGACGCCAUGAUCAGCGAACUCCGAGAUCUGGAGGCCUCUCGUCCAAGGGCUGACGCUGAAGCUGUGGCAGAUGGCGAGGAGAGCGAUGGCACUGAGGCCAUCAGCAUUCAGGAGAUUGAUCGAAGUGGGCAAGUUGCCGUUCUUGGCGUGCCCAAUUCCGGCAAGUCUUCGCUUGUCAAUGAGCUGGUCGGUACCAAGGUCUCAAUUGUGUCGCCAAAGCCCCAAACAACGCGACAACGCAUCUUGGGUCUUGCCUUGUUGUCUCCUCGACCUGGCAUGCCGCCGACUACACAAGCUGUGUUUGCAGACACAGCUGGCAUCAUGGAGAUGGGUCAGGAGGUUUCCGAGUUUGGUUUCAGGCACAAGCGAAAGCGCUUGUUUCGUCAGAAUCGCCUGCACAAGGCCAUGGUCAAAACAGCUUGGAAGCAGACGCGGGCAUCCGACGCGGUCUUUUGGGUGCUUGAUGCCUCCAAAUGCUACAUGUAUGGCGACUACAUGCCACCUUGUCCCGAGUUGGAUGGUGUUGCCAUUGGUGCUCCCGUUGCGGAUCCUUGGUGGCUCCAUCCAGAGCUCGCCGAAGAGUUGGCAUUUCUUCGAAAGCUUCGGCGCUUGAAGCUGAAGGUCAGUGUUGUUCUCAACAAAAUGGACCUCUUAGAAGAGAGGGACAUCGACACCGAAGAGUUCACGCUGCAAAUGCGGGAGCGGCUAUCAGAGGACUUGGGGACUCGCCAGGAUGGGGAGGAAGUUCUGGACAACAUGUGGGCUACAUCGGUUCUGAAGGAUCCUGCCUCUCUGGCACCAAUCAAGAGGUGGCUUUGUGAGAAUCUUCCCAAACAAAGUCCCAUCUACCCUCUGGACAACAUCAGCGAUGUGCCUGCUCGCGUGGCGGCAUCUGAAAUCACUCGAGAGAAGCUGUUCAGUGUCCUUCGUGAGGAAGUGCCCUACCACUUGACAGUGGUCAAUGCGGUGUGGCAGCAAGAGCCGGACGGCACACUCUUGCUUGGCCAAAGGGUUGUUGUGAUGAGCGAGGGACAGAGAAAGAUUGUCCAAGCCUGGAGUUACGGCAGAUUACGGAGGAUGCGGAGAGAGAUAUAUCAGAGACGAUAAAUGCCGACAGGCCAGUUCAAUUGCACUUCCAGGUCCAGGUUGACCCUAAGUGGCCGGAGAACGAGGAGUACUAUGAAGACCUGCAGGGUCUCCUGGAUCGCAGCGGUUCGCUACAAUUUCCUCAGUAGGUUGCGAGGUCCUUAGCCGUCGAGAUGGCCGAAUGGCCCAGAGGGCAUGAGGGCAGGGCAGAAGUCACCGGCCAGUGUGAACAAAGCGAUGAUUUCACGGCUGUGACAAGUAGCUCCUGUAUUCGCCGGAGCGUUUCCUA
Messenger RNA from Effrenium voratum, 1713 nucleotides. NCBI's taxonomy places the organism in Eukaryota, Dinophyceae, Suessiales, Symbiodiniaceae. The record is from the annotation of a GenBank genome assembly.